AGAGAGUCGGUAGACGUGCCGAGCGUUGUGGCUAAGAUAUUCUGGUUAGGCGAUGCAAUGGAGACUCUAUUCGACGAGGUUUUGUUGAGGAAUGGAAUGACCAAGUUGGUGUCGAGGGGACGCGAGCUCAAGUCUGAGGGUGGCAGUCACGGAAAGAAACUUGGAAAGCUUCUUACGAAACCGUUGGAUCGUUUCUCAAAGGAGAAUAUCAUUCGGUGGUUGGUCAGUUUGCCCCUCAACGCCAUCCCAGUGUCUGGCCCCUCUUAUCACGCACGCUACUUCCAACUCAAAGAGAGCACCACGAAAUACGACGCUGCCCACCAAGACGGAAGCUCACAAAACAAAGUAUCGACAUUCAACAAGCAGACGUUUAUUGCGCAGCGCAAAGGCAGUUAUGCUGCGUUUGGCGCAGUCGCGAUGGCCUUGGACGUGCUCGUGCCGGGAGGUGCGAUCCUCUGUAUGCUCGGAAAUCAAGUUGGUGCGGCGCUUUGGGCCGUAGAAUUGGAGAGGCAGG
This is a messenger RNA of Acaulospora colombiana, 514 nucleotides long. The record is from the annotation of a GenBank genome assembly. NCBI's taxonomy places the organism in Eukaryota, Fungi, Glomeromycota, Glomeromycetes, Diversisporales, Acaulosporaceae.